GGCAGCCUGAUGAGCCUGUACAGCGACAGCGAGCUGGGCAAGGUGGCCGUGCGGGGCUGCGUCCAGUUCGCCCUGCACUACGACCCGGCCAAGAAGGAGCUGCACGUCCACGUGGUGCGGUGCCGGGAGCUGGCCGAGGCCAAGAAGCAGCGCUCGGACCCGUACAUCAAGACCUACCUGCUGCCCGACAAGUCGAACCGCAGCAAGCGCAAGACCACGGUGCGCAAGCGGAGCCUGGACCCCAUCUUCAACGAGACCCUCAAGUACAAGCUGGAGAAAACAGACCUGCAGGGCCGGACCCUGAACCUGUCCGUGUGGCACCACGACAGCCUGGGCAGGAACCUCUUCCUGGGCGAGGUGGAGAUUGCGCUGGGCGCCUGGGACUGGGCCAACACGCGGCCAGAGUGGUUCAACCUCCAGCCCCGGACACCCAUCUCCCUGGAUGAUCUUGCCAGCCGGGGCAACCUCAACUUGGCACUGAAGUUCAUCCCGGCUGGCUUUGAAGGUGAGAGGUGGCUGUGA
Struthio camelus australis is the source of this 522-nucleotide messenger RNA. The record is from RefSeq and is a predicted model, not a curated record. Lineage: Eukaryota; Metazoa; Chordata; Aves; Struthioniformes; Struthionidae.